Molecule: messenger RNA, 1344 nt
Organism: Pistacia vera
Lineage: Eukaryota; Viridiplantae; Streptophyta; Magnoliopsida; Sapindales; Anacardiaceae
Product: F-box/kelch-repeat protein At3g06240-like
Exons: 1
Coding region: 1-1344 (447 amino acids)
Molecular function (GO): protein binding
Source: RefSeq, a predicted model, not a curated record
AUGGAGAAUAGCGGGAAGAAAGAUACCAAACAUGUUCCUGAUGAUCUCGUUUACAAUAUCUUUCAGAGACUACCAGGAAAAUCACUUUUGCGUUUAAGAUGCGCCUCUAAAAUGUGGUGCAACAAUAUCGAUGGCAUCUCUUUCGCCAAUUCACACGAAGCAUUAUGUACAGCCGGUGAUGUGGUUUCUGAAGAGCCUCAAGUUCUGUCCGUGCCUUUACUGCUGGGUAGUAUAGUGAAGAAAGUGCAUUCACUUGUUUAUGAUGGUAAUGACAAUCUCAUGAAAAGAAAUGAAUAUCCAAUCCUUGAGUUCUUGUCAAAUAAACAAGGUAGAGACUAUAGGAUCAGUCAAGUUGCUUAUGGUUUAUUAUGUAUUGAAAAAGUCGAUCAUGCACAGGAAACGUUCCUGUGCAAUCCUCUCAGAGGAGAAGUUUUAGAGCUACCAGGGCCGGGUCUGACUAAUAGAGAAUCCAUUGGGCACACGAUGUGGUACGGAAUGGGAUUUGAUUCGACAACUGAUUGGUACAAAGUUGUUCGGAUGUAUUAUGUGUAUGAAGUAUGCGAAUUUGCAGCUGAAGUUUAUACUUUAGGCACAGAUUCAUGGCGACGAAUCGCCACAACUCCCUCUUGUUAUUUAAGUUUACCUGGAGUUUCUGCAUACGGAGACAUGCACUGGAGGCGUCAUGCUUGUAGCAAUGAAAGCGAGGAAGAGCGUGGGAAGAUGAUCCUAACUUUUGAUUUCAAGAAAGAGGAAUUCAAGUGGCUUUCUCAUCCGGACUUCGGAUGUAAACCUUGUGAAGCGUUCAGGUUGAUUAAUCUGAGAGGAUCACUUGCUGUUGUUAGCUUUCCAUCAAAUAUACUCAUUGAGAUAUGGGUGCUGAAAGAUUAUAAAAGUGAGCACUAUUGGGAAAGAGAGCACAAAAUAAUCAUUGAUCAAUUGUGGGUAAGGGAACCAGAAACUGGCAUUAUAAAAUGUGAUAAUGAUUUAUCUUUAUGGAAAAAACAUCACAGAGCAAAUAACACCUUCUCUGCUGGCGUUGGAGCUGCCGGAGUCGGCACUUUGGGACAUGAUGGCAUAUUUUUUGAUACUAACAAUGAUAAAGAAAUGUUUCUUCUUGAUCUACAAACUGAUCGCCUUUGGUACAAGCAAAAGCAAUUCCCAUUGGUAGAGGGUUGUGAAGGAUACAAUUUUCACAAGGAUAUAUUCAAUUACACAGGAAGUGUUCUUUCUCUCAGAAAUUUCGCCAGAAACUAUGGAAUUUUUGAGGAAUCAGUUGAAGAUAUGGAUAGUCAGAAAUACAGUUUUCUGAAGACAGCUCGGCAUGUUUAUAUUUCUCCUUUGUAG